CCACCACAAUCGAGCAGUAACAAAGUUUGAGCUGUUGUACCUUCACCCAAUCCACAUAUAGCACUACAAAAUGGUCACUGGGAAAGUAGCAGUCGUCCUCCUAGCCUGCUGGACGCUAGUUCUCUACCAACCAGUGCUUGGCCGUUUACCGUGUAACAAUGAUCAGAAGAGAGAGAUCCUGCGCGAGUGUGAUCCACUGAACUCAACACCUGACUAUACUCCAUCCCGGCACGGUGCGUGCUGCGUGGCGGUGAGAAAGGUGCCAGGAACCAACAUGCUUUGCAUUGCCUCCAUACUCUCACUUGCUGACAAGGCCAAAUACAGUGUAAGGAAGAUUCUAGGAUUUAGAGAUGCAUGCGCCCCUUCACAUCCACACCAUCAGGUCAUGGCCUAAAAGAGUGUAGCUGCCAGCCUGCCAUCGCUUAUGGAAUCAUCGUCCAAACAUGAUGUUGAAAUGAGAUGUAUCUCCGGCUGGUUAAUAAAAACCAAGUUAUAUUAAUCC
Messenger RNA from Zea mays, 502 nucleotides. RefSeq lists its product as uncharacterized. The record is from RefSeq and is a predicted model, not a curated record. The coding region runs from base 71 to 394 and encodes 107 amino acids. Lineage: Eukaryota; Viridiplantae; Streptophyta; Magnoliopsida; Poales; Poaceae. The transcript is spliced from 2 exons.